AACUUAUAAUAUAAAUAUACACAACCAUCUCUCUCUUACACAUUUUUUUUCCUCUCAUCCUAUCAUCAUCACUAGUCACGACCACACACCACAGAAAAGGAGAAUAAAUCAUUUUAGAGAGAGAGAGAGAGAGAGAGAGAGAUAAAGGUACACCAGUGGCACACUCGUAAAUAAAAGAAUGUCUAAAGAUUGCGGUAACCACGGUGGUGGCAAAGAAGCAGCCGUCCGGAGACUCUGCGCCGCCGUAAUCGCCUUCAUCCUUAUAGUUCUCAUCACCAUCUUCCUAGUAUGGGUCAUACUCAGGCCAACAAAGCCAAGAUUCGUCCUCCAAGACGCCACCGUCUACGCCUUCAACCUCUCGCAACCAAACCUCCUCACUUCCAACUUCCAAGUCACACUCGCGUCUCGUAACCCUAACUCCAAGAUCGGAAUCUACUACGACCGCCUCCACGUCUACGCCACGUACAGGAACCAGCAGAUCACUCUACGCACGGCGAUCCCUCCGACGUACCAAGGCCACAAAGACGACAACAUCUGGUCGCCUUUCAUCUACGGAACCGCCGUACCCAUCGCCCCGUACAACUCCGUGGCUUUGGGAAACGAGCAAGGCAGUGGAUUCGUACCGUUGGUGAUACGCGCCGACGGGCGCGUGAGGUGGAAAGUGGGAACGUUGAUCACCGGAAAAUAUCAUAUCCAUGUUCGUUGUCAAGCUCCCAUCAAUCUUGGAAACAAAGCCGCUGGUGUUCUUGUCGGUGAUAACGCCGUUAAGUACGCCUUGGCUUAUAAAUGCAGUGUGAACGUUUAGAAAGUUUGACGGCGUUAAGUUGCUUCUUCUUCUUCUCUCUUUUUUUUUUUUUUUUUCUUAUCUAUGAUCAAUCAUUUUCUUGAAAUUUACCAACCAAACUUCGUCCCACCAGCAGGAUAUAUUAUUUCUCUGUUUCUAUAUUAGUACAUCUUUUAAAAGAAAUUUCACUACUUUUGGUUGUUAUUAAGCUUAUUGUUGAUUAAAGAAGAAUUAUUACAAUCACAAAGGUCUGUGGUUGGAUUUAAUUGUAAAUCCACUAAAGUUGAAAUAAAAUGGAUAGAUUUGGUUUGGUUCUUUUGAA
Molecule: messenger RNA, 1106 nt
Organism: Capsella rubella
Lineage: Eukaryota; Viridiplantae; Streptophyta; Magnoliopsida; Brassicales; Brassicaceae
Product: NDR1/HIN1-like protein 12
Exons: 1
Coding region: 179-805 (208 amino acids)
Biological process (GO): defense response to other organism
Source: RefSeq, a predicted model, not a curated record